Messenger RNA from Pongo pygmaeus (Bornean orangutan), 3627 nucleotides. RefSeq names its product tubulin tyrosine ligase like 6 (gene TTLL6). Gene Ontology annotation, cellular component: ciliary basal body. Gene Ontology annotation, molecular function: tubulin binding; tubulin-glutamic acid ligase activity. NCBI's taxonomy places the organism in Eukaryota, Metazoa, Chordata, Mammalia, Primates, Hominidae. The coding region runs from base 1405 to 3621 and encodes 738 amino acids. The transcript is spliced from 16 exons. The record is from RefSeq and is a predicted model, not a curated record. Gene Ontology annotation, biological process: microtubule cytoskeleton organization; protein polyglutamylation.
AGACGGGGGAGUAGGAAUCGCGGAACUAGCCACUGGAGGCCUUCAGAGGGAUGCUUCCAGUAGGGAAAUGAGAACCAAAAGAUGAAAAGGAGAUGGAGUCUCGCUCUAUGGCCCAGGCUGGAGUGCAGUGGCGUGAUCUCGGCUCACCGCAACCUCUGCCUUCCGGUUCAAGCGAUUCUCCUGCCUCAGUCUUCCUAGUAACUGGGAUUACAGGGGCCUGUUAUUUCCCCAGAGCCUCCUCCCAGGCCAGGGAGAUGCCACAGUGCCCGACUUUGGAAAGCCAGGAAGGGGCAAACUCAGAAGAGAAGGGGGACAGUUCCAAAGAAGAUCCAAAAGAAACCGUCGCGCUGGCUUUUGUGAGAGAGAACCCAGGGGCACAAAACGGACUUCAGAAUGCCCAGCAGCAAGGCAAGAAGAAGAGGAAGAAAAAGAGGUUAGGAUUGAAAGCUGGGGAAUAGGGAUCCAUGUUGGUAAGAACAGGAAGGACCUGGAGGGAAGGGGGUCUUGGCUGAUGAUGAGAGAGUAAAGGAGAAACUGUGUGCUGAGACUGUCAACAUCUCACCACUUUUGGUUCAUAUAAAAAGAAUCUACUUUCGAUGAUCUGUUUUAUAGAAUCAAAUGAUUGUGUGUGUAAUCUAAAAAACCACGCCUUGUCCUAAUUUUCAUUCUAUUUGUGUUUAGGAUGCCUUUAAAAAAUAGCAGGAAGAGAAGAUUUCCUUGUUUUAAGAAGGCGCUUAUUUGUCCUGGAAAUUUAGUACACCUUCAAUAUGAUAGCACCAUACUGACUUAUCAGGAUCCAACUGCAGCUUGUGCAUUCUGGUUCUUGUUUAAUAUUUCACCUUGCCUUGCUCCAUUCAGACUGAUUGAUGAAGGAAAGCUUGUCCACUUUCUUAUUCAUAGCUUCCCUUAAUGGGGGGAAGAGGAAGGAGACAAGUAUUUUGGCCAAAAAUAUUUUCAAUUCCUGUCCCUGAUGAGCCAGUGGAGUAAAAGGCUUGAGGCAAUGAUGUUAGUGAGAAGCUGCAAGCAAGAUCAGCUGUAAUUGCCAUACAGAAUUUCUACCUUCUGUGUAGUACCCUGAUGCCAUGUUUUCCACCAUGCUGUACCCCUGUAGACUCGUGUCCUCAGCAACAGGGAUGGUCAAACCAGGCUUAGCAUGGCAGGCUAGAUUUCAGACAGCUCCACCUGGGACAGGAUGUUUCUGGGUACAGUCACUUGUUCCAGCAAGUGUGUCUCUGUCUUGCUGCUUUCCUUUUUCUCUUUUCCAGAUGAUUGGUGAUCAAUCUAUCCAGCUGCCGGUAUGAGAGUGUGCGCAGGGCUGCCCAACAGUACGGCCUUAGAGAGGGAGGGGAAGACGAUGACUGGACUCUCUAUUGGACAGAUUACUCGGUGUCACUGGAGCGGGUGAUGGAAAUGAAAAGUUACCAGAAGAUCAAUCACUUCCCCGGGAUGAGUGAAAUCUGCCGGAAGGACUUGCUGGCCAGGAAUAUGAGCCGCAUGUUAAAGAUGUUCCCUAAAGAUUUCCACUUUUUCCCUAGGACCUGGUGUCUUCCUGCUGACUGGGGAGAUUUGCAGACCUACAGCAGGUCAAGAAAAAAUAAGACAUACAUUUGUAAGCCGGAUUCGGGCUGCCAAGGGAAAGGUAUAUUCAUCACCCGGACAGUGAAAGAAAUCAAACCAGGGGAGGAUAUGAUCUGUCAGCUCUAUAUUUCAAAGCCCUUUAUCAUUGAUGGGUUUAAGUUUGACCUACGGAUUUAUGUACUGGUGACAUCCUGUGACCCUCUCAGAAUUUUUGUGUACAAUGAAGGACUGGCCCGCUUUGCAACGACCUCUUACUCCCGCCCUUGCACAGACAACCUGGAUGAUAUCUGCAUGCACCUGACUAAUUAUUCCAUUAAUAAGCACAGUUCAAAUUUCAGUCGAGACGCUCAUUCUGGCAGUAAGAGGAAGCUCUCUACCUUCAAUGCAUACAUGGAGGACCACAGCUACAACGUGGAGCAGAUAUGGAGGGAUAUUGAGGACGUCAUCAUCAAGACCCUCAUCUCGGCCCACCCCAUCAUCAGGCAUAACUACCACACCUGCUUCCCCAACCACACACUCAACAGCGCCUGCUUUGAGAUCCUGGGCUUUGACAUUUUGCUGGACCGCAAACUCAAACCCUGGCUGCUGGAGGUCAACCACUCUCCAAGCUUCUCCACCGACUCUCGGUUGGAUAAAGAGGUGAAAGAUGGUCUGCUGUAUGACACCUUAGUCCUGAUCAACCUGGAAAGUUGUGACAAGAAGAAAGUCUUGGAGGAGGAGAGACAACGGGGGCAGUUCCUGCAGCAGUGUUGUUCUCGGGAGAUGAGGACUGAGGAAGCCAAGGGUUUCCGGGCUGUGCAGUCAAAGAAAACUGAAACGUAUGAGAAGGAAAACUGUGGAGGGUUCCGACUGAUUUAUCCCAGUCUGAAUUCGGAGAAGUAUGAGAAGUUUUUCCAGGACAACAACUCCCUCUUCCAGAAUACUGUUGCUUCCAGGGCUCGGGAGGAGUAUGCCCGGCAACUGAUCCAGGAGCUGAGACUAAAACGGGAGAAAAAGCCCUUCCAAAUGAAGAAGAAGGUAGAGAUGUGGGGGGAAUCGGCAGGCAAGCAAGUGAGGAAGAAGGGCAUGAGGGGCUGGCAACAGAAACAACAGCAGAAAGACAAGGCCGCCACCCAAGCCUCCAAACAGUACAUCCAGCCAUUGACAUUAGUGUCCUACACACCUGACUUGCUCUUGAGUGUCAGAGAUGAAAGGAAAAAUGAAACAGACAGCAGCCUCAACCAGGAGGCCUCCACGAAGGAGGCCGGCCCUAUUUUCCCCAAGCUGACGUCUGCGAGGCCCUUCAGUUCUGUACCCGACCUGAGGAAUAUCAAUCUCAGCAGCUCCAAGUUGGAGCCCAGUAAACCCAACUUCAGCAUCAAGGAGGCCAGGUCUGCCUCUGCAGUGAACGUAUUCACUGGCACUGUGCACUUAACCUCCGUAGAAACCACCCCAGAAUCUACCACCCAACUCUCAAUCUCCCCAAAGUCUCCGCCAAUCCUGGCUGUGACCGCCAGCUCUGAGUACAGUGGCCCAGAGACGGACAGGGUGGUAUCCUUUAAAUGCAAGAAGCAGCAGACCCCUCCACACUUAACCCAGAAGAAAAUGGUGAAACCUUUUCUGCCCACAAAAUCCAAGAGCUUCUGGGGGAGUCCGAACACAAACUGGACUUUGCUAAAGAGUGACAUGAACAAGCCACAUUUGAUAUCCGAGCUACUCACCAAGCUUCAACUGAGUGGGAAGCUCUCCUUCUUCCCAGCUCACUACAACCCCAAGCUGGGGAUGAAUAACCUGUCACAAAACCCCUCCCUGCCUGGGGAGUGCCACUCCCGCAGUGACAGCUCUGGCGAGAAGAGGCAGCUGGAUGUGUCCUCCCUCCUCUUGCAGAGUCCUCAGAGCUAUAAUGUUACUCUGAGGGACCUCCUGGUGAUUGCCACUCCAGCCCGACUGGAUCCAAGGCCUUGUAGAAGCCACACAAGUGCUAUGAGGGAUCCGUGUAUGCAGGAUCAAGAAGCAUACAGCCAUUGCCUGAUCUCUGGCCAAAAAGGAUGUGAGAGGAGCUAGGCAGGC